Molecule: messenger RNA, 3984 nt
Organism: Fusarium vanettenii 77-13-4
Lineage: Eukaryota; Fungi; Ascomycota; Sordariomycetes; Hypocreales; Nectriaceae
Exons: 2
Coding region: 1-3984 (1327 amino acids)
Source: RefSeq, a predicted model, not a curated record
AUGCGACGGAUGAUCAAGUCUCUUCGCAGGCCCAAACGUGCACCAGACCCCCAAGAACAGCCCGAACUCGACGUUGCCAUUGAAGCACUACCAAUCCAAGCCUGCUGGGAGCUUCCCGCGGCACCGUUAACCAGGACCGGAGAGCCAGAGCUGCCGCGAAUACCUCUCUAUUACGAACUCCCUGAAGCACCGCAAAUUGUAGAACUAGAGCUGCCACGACCUCCAACCCCUUGCGACGUCCCCGAAGCGCCCCCCAGACCGCUCACACCUACUGCUGAUCGACGAUGUUGGCGGGACCAAAUCAUCGCCUCCUCGCUGUCCAGCUUUGUCGCCAAUGAACAGGGGUUCCUGCGGCAGCGUGAUGUCGACCAGCUUGCGAGUGCGACGAGGGGGUAUUUGAACAGCUGGGAGGGAUACCAUGCCGGACAAGGCAGCGACCGUGAUACUAUUCUGCUGGAUCUCAUGGCUGACUGGGGCCGAGAUUUGGACAGCGCCGUGGCAACGCUGGCUUGUACUGGCUUCUUGUCAGCAUCGGAGGCUUCAAGUCAGUUGGCAUCUCUCAUCCAUCUCGACUCUGCGAUGUAUUUGCGGUGUCUCGCUGUCGCCGGUAAAUUUAGGGCAGGCCUCAUCCGCGAAGAUGAAGCGAGGGCGAUCCAACAAAUCCAGCGCUUGCAACCCCAGUCUGACCUCGGCAUUGAGCAUAUCGAAAACUUCAUCAACGCCUUCACCACUUGUCGUCCGUCCAUAUUCCUCCCGGACGAACUGAUACAAGACUGGCUAAGCAAGAACGGCAUCAUAGACCGUCUGGAUGCUGAAGUCGUCAUCCACUGGGAACAACAAAGACUGCACACCGCUUUCCGGCUUGUACGAUGCAUCGAAAUCAUCUGUAGCUUGCCCGGUGGCCCGGACAUGCGCAGCGGCUGGAAUGGGCCCUUCUGGCAGGCUUGCCUGUGCUGGGCUCCAAACACAGAGAGACUCCUCCAGUGGGAGUCAGGUUGUCUCUCAGAUGCACAGAGACGUCAGUUAUCGACACUCAUCAGCCUCGAUGGACCCGACACCGCAACGUGUCGAGAAUCAUGCUUGCGGCUGUCAGACCCAACUUCCUUCUCACGAACUCAGGUUGAGCCGCAGACAACAGGCACUCUUGAACAGAUGUUGGUCCUUUUGUCAGGCUCAGAACGUGUUGGGACUAACACUGUCGACCUGUUCAUCUAUCUCUUGAUUGAGAACCCGGAAACUCAGUCCUCGUUCGAUUUCCUCAAACAUGCCCUCGAUCAAGGUGGCUCUGACGAGUCUCACCGGACUAUUCUCAACUUCCUGCGGUCGCAGCAUAACAAUAACCUGGAUAUUUGCACUCAGAUGAUUGGACUUUCGAGCCUUCUUCCCCUGCUUAGUUCAACAAUGUUUCCCGAUAGUAUCGGGAACCUAGUUACUAGGAUUGCACAAGUCAUGUCGGCAGCCCAGAGCGAAUUCGUGGCUCAGCUCGACAAUGGCCCGGGUGACUAUGUCGGCAUGAGCAUUCUGGCCUUUGGCAAGGCGAUCUUGGCUGCGAAAGCGGUACAUCCAAACUUGCCACCGGAUCUUCUGGAAAUGGUCCGCAGGUUCCCUGAACCUGAUGUGGCGCAAUCCAUAUUCGAGCGGCUUGAGGAUGCUGCCCUGAGCAAGUCUAGGGAUUGUUCAGCGCUGAAAUCAUACCUGGUGUCUAGCCUCGGCGGUCGUACCGAGUUCGCUGCGGGUGAUGUUGACCUCACUGAUAUACAGCUCGAAGUCAAGUUCUGGAAGAGCUGUCCAGAUGCCCACAGGCGGGACUUGGCGAUGAUUCUGGCCAGUAUCAAGCGUCUGGAUUACAAGACAUAUGUGACCUGUCUUGGGUCUGUGAUUCUCGAGAAGGAUCAGUUUGUGAAGGAGUUGCGUGUGACGCUCAUGGAAAAACAUUGGGGGUCAUGCGCCAAACUCAUAUCCUACGUCUCUCUUCGCCGAAGCCUUGGCCAACUCUCAGCCGACUGCUGGACGAUGCUAGUUUUUGCAUUCAUUGAAGAGAAUGGCUCUUUUUCGAGCCAGGGAAAAUCACACAUGAGAACCAUGGAUCAAUGGCUCGGCUUUAUCCAGUACCUCGCCAAGCUGACUGCGCCGGUUGCUCAAGCGCAGCUACGAGAUUCUGGAGAUGGCAUCACCCGGCGGCGACUCACCUGGUGGCGAACUUUGUCUGGGUAUGCCACAGCACUGCGGUUGAUCGAAACCUUGGUCAAAGGAUUUGAAGAUGUCGAGUGGAUCUUUCUCACUGGCGAGGAGGCAUCACUUCUCACCUUGAUCGAACAUGCUCAGAAGGGCAAAGAUAUGCCCGAUAUCAGUCGGUUAGUCAUAUGUCAACUCAAAGCGGAUGGAAGAAAUCUCGUGCUUGUUUCAAAUAUGCUGCACUCACUGGCAGAACUCUCUCAACACGGUGCGGCCAUCUUGCAAAUGAUGUUGACGAGAGCGGUGGAACAGUCACAUUGGACAAACCUAUCACUAGCCGCAGUGUGCAAAGCUUGGCUAAAUAGCCCACUCCCGACAAAUUUCGACAAAACAGUCUUCAGAAUGAUGAGGGAGAACCUCAAACCAAUCCCACCCUUUACUCGCAAAGCCGCAUUGUCUCUGCUCGGUCAGCUGGUAGGCGAGCAUGACUCCCUUGUUGAACGUGCCGCUCAGCUGGAGACGUCGCGGUGGAAUCUCAAGAGAACAGAUGCAAGAGGGCAUUCAAGGCUGCUCCAUGAGGCAGGCAUCCGGGAUACACCUUUCCGAGCUACAGGGCAAGGCAUUCCUGUUGAACUGGCUGACGCAGUCGAGGAGGUCGCACCAAACGAGUACGAGCUGUCAUUCCCACUGACAGGACUCAAUGAGCUUCAGCGCAUGGCACGAGGUGUUCCAGAUGGUGCUCGACUGCUUGUAGUUCGAGUUUGUCUGACAUCCUCCAGGGGUUUCUGUGUUCAUUACGCCCCGAACGAUGAAGCUACAGGAAAUCGGCAUCAGUACUGGAAGAAGAGUUCCAACACUCCAGAUCGACCCAUCUGUGGAACGAAGCCAUCACUCUUCACGUACUGUCUUUCUAGAAAUCUCCACCGACUACUAAAGAACCCACAGACUAUUGCAACGAUACACAACAGCAUUGAGAAAUGGGUUACUACGUCGCCAACAACGUGCGGUGUCUGUGGCGCUCUCAUUAGCGUAAGACUGUGGAAAACCGCCGCGUGCUCACAGACAUGUUCGAUAAGGUUUCGACAGGCACCCUUGGAAGUCCGUCUUCACAACCUAAUGGUUGACCCUCUGUCGAUGGACCUCUUGAUCUCAAGCGUGUAUGCUGCCGCUCUGGACGGAUCCGCUCUAGACUUGCUUCCAGGCUGCCCCGUAGCCAAGGCCUCGUUGCCGACUGUCAUCAACUCUCUGCCCUCGAUGGAAACUCUGGCUAGAGCUCCCAGUCUUUCACGAGCCCUACAAAAUAGCCGUUAUGCGGUGGAUCAGGAGAGACUACUCUCGUGGCUGUGCCUGAGCUUCAGAGGCUUUCUACGGAGCGUCCCGAGCGGGUUUGCGAUCCCGAGUAUGCCGCAGACGCAGCAGUUCCUCCUCAUGAACUCGCACCACGAGCGAGAGAAAGCAUUUGAGACUCAUCUGGGUGCCACUGCCUCUGCUGGCAGUGGACCUGUCUUUCACGGCACGAGUAUUAGCCGGCUGUACCUCAUUCUAUCAGCAGGCCUGAAGAACGUGAGCAACACGCCGCUGAUGCGUCACGGUGCGGCUUCUGGCCCCGGGGUUUACUGUGGGGACGAACAGGCUACCUCCUUGGGUUAUUCGCAGGCUAUAGGGAACAACUGGAGCAACAGUGCCAUCGAUCAGCAGAUGCGGGUGAUGCUGGGCUGUGAGCUUGCCAAGUAUCCGACAGCGAAUACGCCAACCCAUGUCGUCACGGAUGAGACUAGAGUUCUGGUGCGAUCAGGGAGGGCAAUCUAG